UGCCUCUGAAAACAAAAAAGCAAGCGAUCCUCUUCAUUUUCAAGAAUACUAGGAAAGUAGCAAUCUAGGAGAAAUGUCUGCUCAAUCACCUACAGGAGCAUCAUCAGCUUCUCCUUUGGUUCAUGCUGGAAAUUCUGAUCGAAGAUCCGUGGAGUUUCUCCCGAGCAUUUGGGGGGAUCAUUUCCUAAAUCAUGCCUCCGACUCCAUGAUGAUCCAUGAAAGUGCCGAGAAGCAAAUUUUGAAAUUGAAGUCCGAGGUGAAGAGGAUGCUGGAUGUCAAUAGUAGUCCUCCGGAAAAGCUAAACCUGAUCGAUCAAAUUCAGAGGCUAGGGAUCAGUUAUAUCUUUGAGAGGGAGAUUGACGAGGCUCUCGAGCAAAUUCACCAAGUUUACUUUGAACGCAAUGCCGGAGACGACGUUGAUAUGAACACCACCGCUCUCUUGUUCCGUUUGUUAAGGCAACAAGGCUACAGGAUUUCAUGCAAUGUCUUCGACAAGUUUAAGGACUCGAGCUUAGGAAGUUUUCGGGAAUCCCUUGUCACUGACAUGAGAGGACUGCUAAGCCUGUACGAGGCCAGCCAUCUCCGAGUUCGUGGAGAGGACAUUCUAGAAGAAGCUCUCGCCUUCACCUUCACUCAUCUUAAAAGAUUUAUGGAGGAAUACAACAAUAAUGAGUCACACUCAUUACCGAUCACAAGAACCAGAAGCCAUUCACUGGCAGCACAAAUCGGCCAUGUCCUGAAGCAGUGUCUGCGGAAGGGGUUGACGAGGAUAGAGGCAAGACAUUACAUCUCCAUCUACGAAGGAGAAGGUUCUCACAGUGAAGUGUUGCUGAAUCUGGCCAAGUUGGACUUCAAUUUGCUCCAGAAACAACACCAGAAGGAGCUCAACGACAUCUCAAGGUGGUGGAAAGAGUUGGACUUCGGAAGGAACCUGCCUUUCGCGAGGGACAGAGUUGUGGAGUGCUAUUUCUGGAUUCUCGGGGUGUACUUCGAGCCGGAGUAUGCGCUUGCUCGCAACAUUGUCACGAAAGUUAUCAUGCUGACUUCGGUUAUGGAUGAUAUAUAUGAUGUCUAUGGUACACCAGAAGAGCUGCAACUCUUAACUGAUGCAAUUGAAAGGUGGGACAGGGGGGAGACUGGUCAACUGCCAGAGUACAUGCAAAUUUUCUAUAAGGCAUUGUUGGACGUGUUUGAUGAAAUUGGGGAAAAGUUGGCCGAUGAGGAAGGAAUAUCUUAUCGACUGUUCUAUGGAAAAGAAGCAAUGAAAAUGCAAGCUAGGGCAUACUUCGAUGAGGCCAAAUGGCUCGACCAACCGCAGUACAUUCCCACAGUUGAAGAGUACAUGUCCGUGGCAGUGGUAUCAUCGGGCUAUGUCAUGCUUGUGCCUAUCUCCUUCCUAGGAAUGGGACAUAUUGCAACAGAAGAUGCCUUCAAAUGGUCACUCGGAAACCCUAAUAAAAUAGUUAGGGCUUCCGCGACCAUUGCCCGCCUCAUGGACGAUAUAGUUUCUCACAAGUUCGAGCAAGAGAGAGGAGGACAUGUGGCUUCUGCAGUGGAAUGCUUCAUGAAGCAGUAUGGCGUGACCGAACAACAGGCGAAAGAAGAACUCUGGAAGAAGGUCGAUGACGCUUGGAAGGACAUCAACGAAGAGUGCCUUCGCCCACGCCCCGUCCCAGAGCCCCUACUCGCUCGAAUCCUCAAUCUCGCGCGAGUCAUGGACGUGCUUUACAAGGACAAGGAUCGCUACACCCAUCCCGAUCUCGAGCUGAAACAGCUUGUGGCUUCGGUCCUUAUCGAACCUAUUCCGUCAUGAGGGUACAUACUCAUCAUGAUGAAGUGAAUAGUAUAUCCUCGUACAGGAUGGUCUUAGUACAGAACAUCUUCAUGUGCGUGUGGUUUUGGAGUUCAUAUCAAUAGGCUUAAUGUCAAUUACUUUCUCUUCAGAUUUUCAAUAAUCUAGCUAUGUGAAAUAAUAUGUACUUUAAAGGCGAGAUAGGUUGAUGAAUAUAAGAUAUAUUGUCGCUUCAUAAGUGUCCUCCAAACCAUAUAUGGUUACAUUUGAAGUCAUGCUUA
Punica granatum (pomegranate) is the source of this 2073-nucleotide messenger RNA. The record is from RefSeq and is a predicted model, not a curated record. Lineage: Eukaryota; Viridiplantae; Streptophyta; Magnoliopsida; Myrtales; Lythraceae.